CAGUCUUGCACAGGAGUGCCGGCUCCUCCCCUUCAGUCUUGCACAGGCGUAUCGGCUCCUCCCCUUCAGUCUUGCACAGGCGUACUGGUUCCUCCCCUUCAGUCUUGCACAGGCGUAUCGGCUCCUCCCCUUCAGUCUUGCACAGGUGUACUGGCUCCUCCCCUUCAGUCUUGCACAGGUGUACUGGCUCCUCCCCUUCAGUCUUGCACAGGUGUACCGGCUCCUCCCCUUCAGUCUUGCAUAGAUACCCCAUGUCACUUUCUUGCAGCACCUGCAGAUUUUGAGGGGCUGUAAUUCACCUUUAGCUUUGCUUUGGAGGUAUUGCAG
This is a messenger RNA of Staurois parvus, 327 nucleotides long. The record is from the annotation of a GenBank genome assembly. NCBI's taxonomy places the organism in Eukaryota, Metazoa, Chordata, Amphibia, Anura, Ranidae.